Molecule: messenger RNA, 755 nt
Organism: Dentiscutata erythropus
Lineage: Eukaryota; Fungi; Glomeromycota; Glomeromycetes; Diversisporales; Gigasporaceae
Source: the annotation of a GenBank genome assembly
CAACUUCUCAAAAUAAACAAGCAACUUCUCAAAAUAAACAAACAACUUCUUCUCAAAAUAAACAAGCAUCUUCCUCUCAAGAUAAAAAUUUAGCAGACGAAAUUCAAAAUAAUAGAUUGAAUAACCAAAUUGAUAUACAAGAUAUACAAGAUAUACAAAAUAGUCAAGAUGAGCGCUUGUUACUUGAAAAUGAUUCAGAUAAUAAUAUAUCUGAUUUACAACCUGUUAACGAUACUACUAAAAAUAAUAAAUUAGACAAGUCAAAGAGUUCCGAUUCAAAUUCUCAUUAUUUACCUCAACAAACUUCAACAUCUUCAUCAAGCAAAUACUUUUUAAAUAAUUAUGAAGAUGAUGAUUUGUCAAACUCUGAAAGCGAAUCUUCAAUUUCUAAUAAUACUUCAAAAGUAUUAUCUAGUUCUAAAUAUUUACAAAAUAAUAGAUUUGAUUCAAAUACUUCGAGAUCAAUUAAUAUUAGAAACUCAAUAACAAAAUCGAAUCAUAUAGAAUAUUCAACUGAUAAUACUCAUAAUAAAAUAUUGGAUACUAUACUUGCUAAUCAAAUGAAUUUAAAAACAUUAUUGCAUCUUAAUGAAGAAAUUAAAUCAACAAUUCCUUCAUCUCGGACUCAAUGGGUUGAGCCCUAUUGGAAAUAUAUUAUUAACGAUAUUUUCCCAGAUUUUAAAUAUCCUUCAGAUGAAACAAUUAAAUCUGCAGCUUUACGGAAAUAUUUGAGAAAAGGUCAAGGUAGACAAUAG